AUGGACCCCGAAGCGACACCACAACCAUCUGCAGGAGAGGCCUCCUACUCAAAUGCAGGUCAAAGGAAGCCUAUUGUCAUUAUCACCAUCGGCAUGGCUGGCGCUGGAAAAUCGACCUUUGUGCAGCGGAUAAAUUCCUACCUUCACUCGAAAGAGCCACCAUCGCCACCAUAUAUACUCAAUCUGGAUCCAGCGGUCACAAGCACCCCGUUUGAGGCCAACAUCGAUAUUAGAGAUACAGUUGACUACCACAAGGUCAUGAAGGAAUAUAACCUUGGGCCCAACGGAGGCAUCUUGACCGCGCUGAACCUCUUCACCACAAAGUUCGACCAGGUCCUUGAAAUCGUGGAAAAGCGCGCGGAAACGGUCGACUACGUUAUCCUGGAUACCCCAGGUCAAAUAGAGAUCUUCACCUGGUCCGCAUCAGGAGCCAUAAUCACCGAUGCCGUCGCGUCUUCACUACCUACAGUUGUGGCCUACGUCAUCGACACUCCUCGGACGACCGCCCCAGCUACCUUCAUGUCAAAUAUGCUGUAUGCGUGCAGUAUCCUAUACAAGACGAAGCUGCCAUUUAUUCUCGUGUUCAACAAGAUCGACGUGCAACAUCACGACUUCGCGAUCGAGUGGAUGCAAGACUUCGAGGCGUUCCAAGAGGCGCUUGCGGCGCACAAGGGAACGACGGACGAUGAUGGCGAGCCGACGUACAUGAACAGCCUGAUGAACAGCAUGAGUCUCGUGCUCGACGAGUUUUAUAAACACCUCACGGCAGUCGGCGUAUCGAGCAUGACUGGCGCUGGUAUCAAGGAGUUUUUCGAUGCCGUCGAAGCUUCGCGGACCGAGUAUGAAAAGGAGUACAUCCCCGAACUCCAGCGGGCGAAGGAGGCCCGCGAAAAAUCCCUCAACGACCUCAAGUCGGACUCGCUGAACAGGUUCAUGGGGGACCUCGCCGUCGACCGCGAGCGUAAUCCCGCCGCAGCCCGGGCGGACCAAUACGACCCUGAAAUGGAAGAAGACGAGGACGAAGGGGAGGACCUUGACGUUAACCUCGUGGACCGCAGCGAGGACUCCUGGGCGGGACGGUACAUUGACGUAACGCGCAUGCGCUCCCACAACGACACGGGCAUGGCGUGGCCACGGCCAGGUUAG
Molecule: messenger RNA, 1146 nt
Organism: Epithele typhae
Lineage: Eukaryota; Fungi; Basidiomycota; Agaricomycetes; Polyporales; Epitheliaceae
Product: XPA-binding protein 1
Exons: 7
Coding region: 1-1146 (381 amino acids)
Molecular function (GO): GTPase activity
Source: RefSeq, a predicted model, not a curated record